Messenger RNA from Telopea speciosissima, 1389 nucleotides. RefSeq lists its product as uncharacterized. NCBI's taxonomy places the organism in Eukaryota, Viridiplantae, Streptophyta, Magnoliopsida, Proteales, Proteaceae. The transcript is spliced from 12 exons. Gene Ontology annotation, cellular component: mitochondrion. The record is from RefSeq and is a predicted model, not a curated record. Bases 168 to 1064 code for a protein of 298 amino acids.
AGAUCCUUCCCCCCUUAAACCCUUCGAAACCUUUCAGGAGUUCGUCUCUGCAAAUGUUUACCAAUUUCAAUCUGCACAAAAGGCUUUGGAGACAGAUCUCCCGAUCACAAGUUUCAUGAGUUGCAUUGGAAUAGUAUCAACUUUCUAGCGGGAUUUGGGAAUCACGAAUGGCUUUCAGACGAUCAACGAUUAACCAUCUCUUGCGGUCGCUCGAAAGUCAAAAAUUAUCAUCGCUGCACGGAAGCUCAAGAAAUGACUCAAACAUUGAUGUGAAAGUACUCAUUCAUGGGAGGAGUAAUAUGCUUUCCUCGUGCAAGGAGCAUAGCUCGUUUCCUUGGAUUCAGGGAAGUUCUGCGACCCUUCGUUCUACAAUGGGUGCAGAGUUAUCAUUCUUUCUGAAUGAUACUAGGCUGCUAACAACGCAAGUGAAAGCACCUCCUCAAACACGACAAAUGGGGGCCUUAAAAGUGUCCAUGCAGAGUCCUGGAAUUAUCUAUGAGCCGUAUGCACCCCGCGAGCCCAUUUCAUUUUGGCGAAGAUGGUUCACAAGAAGUGGUUGGAAAAGAACAAAGGAGGAUAUGAUUCUAGAGCUCAAAAGUGCUUAUGCUAUUAAUAAAUUAAGGAAAUCUGGAUAUAACAAGCAGAAGUUUUAUCGAGAGGCGGUACAGCUAUACAAGGAGAUAAACACUUUAAUAGCCAUUGGGGACAAAACAUCUGUAAGGAAACUAGUUACAGAGAAUAUGUACUCAGGCCUUAAGAAUGAAAUUAAACAAAGAGAAUCAAAGUGGAGUAGUGUUUACUGGGAAUUGAUUGAGCCAGUGGUUAAAAUACGAACGCUGCGAGCUCGUCUGAUUGGAAUUGAUAAGAAUAACCUCAACAAAGUAUUCAUACAGCUUACUCUUGAGUUCUUGUCUAAACAGAAGUUUGAGGCAUACGAUUUAAAAGGUGCCAUCAUUAAAGGGGAUAAAACAAAAGAGGUACUUGUUCGUGACAUAUGGGUAUUCGAGAAAUCUAUGUUCCACACUGAUGCAUAUUGGCGCCUUUGUGGACGGAUAUCAUUGUAGAAUUGCUCCACAACUCAACCACAAGAACCAAUCAGCCAAGAGCAAAGCUUUAAUGAGCUGUGGCCCAAUUUGAGUGGCAGUUAUCACCAGGCAGAGGAGAUGUCUUGGUAAUUAAUGGUGCCCAUCCCCUAAAUUUGAAGAGUUUUAUUCCUCCCUUCCAUCAUAAAGAAGCUUGAAAGAUUAAUGCAGAGAACCAGAUUAGAACCAGAUUGAUAGCUUUGAAGUUUUGAGAGUUCAAUUCUUUACUAUCGCCACAAACAAAUGAUUGCAAAUGUAAUUUUGUUUAUCCCAAUACUCACUUCCAGAGUACUUCUUUUCUUUUCUU